Messenger RNA from Cyprinodon tularosa, 1200 nucleotides. Its product is annotated as paraneoplastic antigen Ma1 homolog. The record is from RefSeq and is a predicted model, not a curated record. Bases 1 to 1200 code for a protein of 399 amino acids. The transcript has a single exon. NCBI's taxonomy places the organism in Eukaryota, Metazoa, Chordata, Actinopteri, Cyprinodontiformes, Cyprinodontidae.
AUGUCAUUUUUGCUGAACUGGUGCCAGGGAGAGGGGGUAGACCCAACUCAUGCAUUAAUAGUCAAAAGUGUUCCUAAAGAUGCCCUUAAUGAAGCUAUUGAGGGCCAUCUUAACGCUAUUAAGUGUCUUGGACGUGUCAAAGUGAAAGGACGGAUGUUUGAUCCCGAAACUCGGGGCCUUGUGGUGCUAUGUGCAUGUAGCCAGACAGUGAACAUCGAUGCAAUUCCCCCAGAAGUGAGGCCUGAAGAGGGAGAUCCAUGGCAACUAAGUAUACCCCUUGACUCAAGCGCUCAAUCAGUGGUCCCCCCUGACACCCCUAUAGCUAUGUCAACCGACUCAGAUGCUGGAGUAGCAGGUACCCCUGACACCUCCAGUCCCAGUGACCCACAUUUCACCGCUCUUCUAAAAACAGUGGGGGAUAUACUGGAGAAAGUCCCAAGGCCAAUUGCCCCGGAGAAUACAGCUUUUCGAAGGUUACGUCCCUUUUCGGGGACUGCACCUACUCCCAACGGAGAAGAGAACCUAGAUACUUGGCUUAUGCAGGCCCGCCUAAUGGUUGAUGAGUGUGAAUGUUCAGCGAGUGAAAAGCGCAAACGAAUUAUUGAGAGUCUCAAGGGUCCAGCUCUUGAAAUUGCGCAGGCUGUUAGGUCCAGCGAUCCCCAAGCCACUCCCCAAGAUUAUCUGGGAGCUUUGGAACAAGCUUUUGGUUCAGCGGAGUCAGGGGAAGAUCUAUACUAUGCUUUCCGGGCGCUACGACAACAUGCAGGGGAGCGACUCUCAGACUUUUUGCGACGUAUGGAACACGCCCUGACUAAAGUAGUGUUCAGAGGCGGUGUGAUGGCAUCACAAAGAGAUCGUAUAAGAGUUGAGCAACUUCUCCGAGGGGCUGUGGAAUCUGAUUUGAUGCUGGUGCAGCUGAGGCUUCGUGAACGCAAAGAGACACCUCCAUCCUUUUUGCAGUUAUUAAAAGAGAUAAGAGAAGAAGAAGACCAACAAGCCGUACGGCAAAGGCCUGGCCUUGCAGUUACUAAAACGGCUGUUAGGCAAGUACGAGCUACUGAUGACGAGCUUAAGCCCCAGGAUGCGGCUAAGCUAAAGCAAGAGAUAGACCAUCUUAAGGUCCUGGUAGCUAAGUUGUCUGCCAAGGACUCUGGCCCCAGUCUUCCAGCCCAGGAAUCAGAAACCGUGCUAGCACCCUGA